Molecule: messenger RNA, 2696 nt
Organism: Exophiala mesophila
Lineage: Eukaryota; Fungi; Ascomycota; Eurotiomycetes; Chaetothyriales; Herpotrichiellaceae
Exons: 1
Coding region: 428-1771 (447 amino acids)
Biological process (GO): septin ring assembly; endoplasmic reticulum inheritance
Cellular component (GO): cortical endoplasmic reticulum; endoplasmic reticulum membrane; perinuclear endoplasmic reticulum
Source: RefSeq, a predicted model, not a curated record
CCACACGCCAUCACCAUCCCAUCGCCCCUUGUUGCCUUCAAAGCCUCACCGUCACCUCCUACUAGUCAUUGUCAUCUCCAUUUUCUACCCGUCUAAAGUCCUCUAUCAUCAGACAUCAACCUACGUCCUUGUCUGCAGCCUCUCGAUCAUUCCCCUCGUGGCAUGUGACAAUCUGUCCCUCCACUGUUAGCGUGUGUGCGACUGCCUCCACUCGAUCGAUUUUCAUCAACACCAACACAAUCUCAAACUCCCCGAUCUCCCACCUCCACUACCACCGCAAGCCCUCAAGAUCAAAGAUUCCUCUUCGUCGCCAAACCCCUGCGCACAUGCACGACCCCAACAUUGUUGCUUCACAUCUCCUCAGAACCUCCGCCGCCCUCGCCCUUUCUGAAAACCUCCCGCUUUCACCGCUCAUUCCAUCGACCGAAUGUUCUUCUUUCGCGCCCUCUCCUCCCUCCUCUUCCUGACACUCAUCAUCCUACUCAUCCCCCUCACCUUCGACAUCGGUGGUCGCGAUGCCGGUCUCGCCUACUCCCUCUCCAUUGCAUCCUACUACUUUGUAGUCUCCAUCUUUCGCAUCGCCACCCCUGAUUCCUCGACCUUUCGAAGAUCAAUCGUUAACAUUCUUCGUGGCUUCCAAUGGGUCAUACUCCCCGCCCUGUGCAUUUGGGCUCUAGGCAGAUUCUCUAUCGACGGCGAUAACAACAGUGGUUGGGUUGAAAGGACUUUCAGAGCAAAAUACUACCCAUGGAAGCCCGAUACUACCUUUUGGAAUGCCAUUUUGGGUCCUGAGGGUCUGGUUGAGAACAUUGCUAUUGGCGGCUGGGAUCUCCUUCUCCGCUGGUCUUCGCCAAUCUUUCAACUGCUCGAGGGUUUCUGCAGUCUGCUUGUCAUCCAAGCACUUGGUCAACUCUCUCGCUGGCUCGUCAACCGCAGUGAGUGGAGCGACUUUUGGUUGCUGACCUUGCUCGUCUCCGCCGCCGGCGUCGUCUCCAGCAGUGUCUACUUCCUCUGGCGUGUCCUACAAUUCCCUGAUAUCUCCAAUCUGGAUUCCACCCUCAUCGGCAUCGCCAUUGCCUCGGCCAUCUUUCUUUGUGCCUAUGGUGUUGUCUCUGGCCGCGGCACCGCAGUCGAGUCUUCUCUGCUCUUUGCCUACAUUGUUCUCUGUGUCUACCAGAUCUUUACCGAUUACAAGCCCAACGAUGUCUCUGCCGCCGAAACCGCUUCCUCAGCGCCGGACUUCCCCCCUCUGCCGCCAAUCAUCAUGUCCUCCUACACCGCCAUCAUGCACGCUCUAUCCACCUUGCCUGGUGCCCUCGUCAACACAUUUGACUUUACCGCUGCCGCUUUCAAAGCUGUCACCCCGUCCGUCCUCAUCUCGCUCGGCUACCGCCUGUUUGUCUUCUAUGCCUCCACCCGCAUCAUUCCCGCUAUCAACGAAUCUGGUGCCCGGGCCUUGAGCAUGGAACCCAGUCUGGACGAUUCCAACGCCGGCAAUCAAUUCCUCGCUUUCCUCUCCUGGUUUUCUCCUAGUAUCCUCAUUGCCGUUUAUACCAGUCUCCUGAUGCAGCAUUUCGCUACCACCAUGGGUGGAUACUCUCCUGGUCUGACUGAGUCAAUUGGCGCUUGGUGGAGUGGCAAUGGCCAGCCAGGCAUGAAUGGCAAUCUUUGGAAAUGGGUCAAUCUGGUCGGCACCAUGGGAUUGUACGCCAUCGAACUGUGGCUGGGCAAAGAGGACGACAUUGAUGGCGGGCACUGGAAAGUGGAUUGAAAGACCCAGCCGACCAAGAACCAAUCCAUUCUUUCCACUUGGGUGCAAUGCGUCAAACGCUAAGAAUCUGCAAGGAUAAUGAAAUCUCAAGCCCUCCCGAGGUUGACCUAGCUAUAAGGUUGGUCACACAGCCUGCUCCUACGAGGUAGCCAGCGCAGGAAAACGGCCGCUUCUAUCAACCAUCACCCUCAAAGAAGACACGGCCGGCCCCUGCCAAACUAGUGGAUAUCAUUCAUUCCUCGAAUCGAACCCUUCUGGACUUUAUGGCCAGUGUGCGACUGGAGUUCGAAUUCAGCAAACAAAGGACGAAACCUCUCUGCGCUUUUGCGCCUUUGCACCUCCGCACUUUAUCUCAGUAACUGGUUUCAAGAAAGUGCUGUGCCCAUGAUUGAAACCAGCUACCACUCAGAGUACCAGAUAACUUCUGGAUUUCUGGACAGGGUUAAUCGACGCUGCAAACUGGCCAAGAUGAAGGAGGACAGUCAGCAUGAAAGAAAGAAAACGAGCAUCACAACGGGCUAGACUGUCUGGGGUUUAUGUAGACAGAUAGGACAGAGAUCGGAAUUGCAUAGCUUGGACCAGAUGAUACGGGAGACAGAGAGAGAGAUAUGAAAGUGUUGAUGAUCACAUGACGAUUGAGUCAUAUUUCAGAGUGCAGUCAGUCGCAGAGGACCUCAAGAUGUCCUUGGACGUGAGGUGUGGACCUGGCGUGCAUUAUCCUCUUCCUUGCAUGGCUUCGAUCUACGAAAUUCUGGCACUAGAACAAGAACAAGAACACACUGCGUGACUGCAAGGCAGGGCAUGGUAUGGCAGUAGAAGAUGAUUGCUAUGUGGACUAUCCCAUCGCCCGGCUUGGCCUGGCCUUGUCAUUCUCGCAUGCUACUUACAGCAUGCCAUGGCAGAACGAACGAGAGCAAAACACGCC